UAGAGAAUCGAUGGGCAUUUUACCUCCAGAUUUUGGAAGAGAUUCUUUGGGUUUUAUGAAUAUAAAUACUUUAGAGACAGACCGUGAAUCGUUAGGUAUAGUACAGUUUAGAGAAUCACUCAGUUUUAGAAGGGAAAGUCUGGGUAUUAUGAAUUUAAAAGAUUUGGGCAGAGAAUCCUUAGACAGCGGUAGAGAGUCAUUAGGGAUAUUAUAUGUGAAGUCGCCGGACGUCAAGUUUGGAGACGAAGAGAAAAGAAUCCCAGAUAUUAUACUUUCAACUAUAGAGGAAAGUAUUGGAGAGUCGUCCAAUGUCUUGGACACGGCGUUUUUGGAACCAUGUUCCAGAAAAUCCUCGGCUUUAUCUUGUUCAUCGUCUGUGAAUCCUUCUUUUAAUAGCCUCAGUUUAGAGGGCCCUUCGAGGAUAUAUUCCGUGUCCUCCUUGAGAAAUUUUAAAGAUACGAUGAAUUUAACAUACUCUAAUAGUUCCGGGUUGUCUUCCAUUCACUCGCCUUUGAACAAAGGCAAGAUAUUUAGCCCAGGCGAGCUAGGUCUACGAUCGAAGAUUCAAUCAGUGCCCGAGAGUUUCCAGGGGCAACUUUCUCCUCUAUAUCACAGGAGGGAAUAUGGAGAUGCGUCUGAGAGGAGAUUCUGGAGUGCAGAUAGGACUUCCUGUUUCAGAAGUUUGGAAAGGAGUUUUCAUCGAGCCAUAGACUUCAAGGAGGCCGAUAUUAGCUCCGAGUUUCACGAUUCAGUAUUUAUCGAAGGCCAUAUUCUUGCAGAAAAAAUUGCAGAUGGGUCCAUUUUAAACGAAUCAUCCGUUGGGGAAGUGGGUGUUUUGGACAGUACGCCCCAACCGGAUUGGCCCAACGAUCUCAGCUACAACGACAAUAAAAGUAAUGAACACACGAAAUCUGAUACUGAAACCGUAUUUAAAACUGUCGAUAAAAUGCUCCCUACAUCUAACAUCCUUGACAUGAAGUUCAGAAUAUCGAAGACUGACAGCAAUUCUUCCAACGAAUGUGGAGCGAAGGCGAAUCAAAGCGAGCCCUCUCAGACGAGCGAACUAGUGCACAAUAUAUCGGAUAUCCAUCACGAACCGAGGAAGGUUUCAAUGAAUAAAAAAGAUUCGAAACAGAUCCUAGAGAAUCUGUCAGAGUUGUUAAACAGCACCAACCGUAGCGAUAAACAGAAGUCUGAGGGCAAAAAUUUGUUGAACAGUCUGGCGAAUCUGCUGGGUGAGGGUAAACCCGGCCUGAGGAAUGAUCAUGAUGAUUCGGGUAAUUCGUCUAUAAACGAACACUCUGAUUCCCCGAACAAAGAAAAUCACGAGUUCUUCGAAGUCUUAGAUUUACGAAUUAAAAGCACCGACGAUCUAAGCUCUAAAGUAAAUUCUACCAGAGGCGACCCGUUGGAUUUGUCCUUAAAAUCGAAGCGGAUCGAGAGUCUCGUAGGAAAACGACUGUCGCAAUCGUGUUCGUCGACUCCGAAUAUUAAACUUGCAUCUCAGACCGAAAAGAAGAAUGCAUCUACGUCGAGCUUAGACAUGAAUAAGAAUAAAACAUCGAAUUCGUCGGUCGCUAGUAAUGACAGUAAAAAUACCAGUAACGUUAAGCUUCAAACGUCCGAUAAAUUCAAGCAGAAACACUACGGUUCUAGUAUGAAAAAGGGGCCGAUGAAAGCCGUAAUUCCCGUCGGGGACAUGAAAAAGAAAAAUAACUCGACGGGUACCCCAGAGAAAAGCGAACUGUUAAUAUCGUCUAUGCAAUCAAAGAGGACCAGUACACCCAUAAAUGAGCCGAAAUUGAAGCCCAUGGCUGCGUCAACCCCUACCAUUAAAGAGACCCGUUCUUCUUUAAAGGAUUCCAAAAAUAACAGAAUUCCCUUGUCAGCGGCAAAAAAACCAGACGCAAGCAACAGCUUCGCUCGAGCUAGAGCCUACACCGCGGCUAGUCUACCCAGACCGUCCGUGACGAGCACGGGUCCUAUACUAAGAAGGAAUUCCGUGAGCGACUUUAAGAAACCUGCGCCAACGUUGCAAAGAAGAAAUUCGGCUGAAACGGAAAGCGGUGUUAUGUCUUCGGUGACUAGGGUGAGGCAGAGUCUCGGCGUGCCUUAUCAGCAGCAGAAGCAAAAUUUUGGAGUCGGAAGUAAGGUUGUGCCCGAAUAUAGGGGAAAACUAGCGGAAAAUAAACAUUUGCCGGUGGCUAGGUCGAGCAACUUGCCCUCGACAAAGAAAACGUAUGGCUUCGGCAUCUCCUCAAGAAAAAGCUAAGACGGGAUCGUGCGAAAGGAGAAAUUCGCUAAGUCGGGCUGGGCAAAGUAACGAAGGCAACAUUACUAGGAGAAAUUCCAUUGGAAAUACAUCGGGACUUAUGUCGUCUCUUGCGAAGAUCAGGCAGAAUAUGCUGCAGUCGCCCUACUUCUGUUUAAAGAAAGAAGAAGCUUUGAAUGAAAAUUAUAU
This is a messenger RNA of Anoplophora glabripennis (Asian longhorned beetle), 2461 nucleotides long. RefSeq names its product dentin sialophosphoprotein-like. Lineage: Eukaryota; Metazoa; Arthropoda; Insecta; Coleoptera; Cerambycidae. The record is from RefSeq and is a predicted model, not a curated record. The transcript has 7 exons. The coding region runs from base 11 to 2272 and encodes 753 amino acids.